This is a messenger RNA of Rhodofomes roseus, 1887 nucleotides long. RefSeq lists its product as uncharacterized. The transcript has 5 exons. Bases 267 to 1715 code for a protein of 482 amino acids. The record is from RefSeq and is a predicted model, not a curated record. NCBI's taxonomy places the organism in Eukaryota, Fungi, Basidiomycota, Agaricomycetes, Polyporales, Fomitopsidaceae.
UCGCAUAGCAGACAUGGCUCGCGUGCGUAAUGUUGCCUCGCUCGACGCUGCUUCUGCGACGCGCCCCUACAACGUGACCAAGUCUCAGACAUGCCCCACAACGCCGGCAGCGAAGUCUGGCGUAUGUCACGGCUGGACUGUACAUCACUGUUCGGCGGUUCUGCAAACACGGACAUUGAUACGGUGAGAAGUGCCUGACGGCCACACAGACCCGACAAGUAAACCUCGCGCCGACUUGGACCCGAUGAGCAACUAAGACAAGAGCCAUGUUCCACAAUACAACGUUCCGGAUGCUAAUCGCCCUUGUCGCGUCGACCAUCCUGAUGCCUACAACGACCUUUACCUGGGCACUCAGUAGGGGCGCAGCUCAAGGACAUUGCUGUCGUUACGAUGUGGGUUCGUACUUUCCGAGUCGCCGAGAAUCGUACUCGUCAAAAGAGGUCAAGGCAGUAUACUCGAGGGAUAUGGCAGGUUGUGAAGAGCGUGGCGGCUGUACGCUUGACCCUAUUGCCUCCGCCGCAACAUCCCAACUCAAACAUAAGUCAGACCUUCCUCACAAAGCAACUGAGCUCGGUGAAUCGAGCGACCCGGAAGAUGGGCCCUGCGGUCGCGUAGCAGUCACAGAACUCUUAGGAGGUAUGCACAGUGGAGAUCGAGUGCACCAGAUCGCAUCUGUGGAUUGUUUCCAGGUCCUGUGCGUUGUGCCCUUGAACAGGCCAUGCCUCGCCGUUCAACCGUUUAAAUCACUCGCCAUAGAAUGCUGGCAAGGUGCGCUUCUCCCCGAUCAUUUGUCUCGUACGCACUUUUCACUCUAUCCUACCGUUUUCACUAUGGGUGCCACUUCUCCGUUGCCCUCGUGCACCGUCCUCUCCCACCCGACGCACCCAACCGGGGCCCGUCCUCAAUUGCCAACGACUCUUACGACCGUGUCGUGCCCUCAUGCACUCCCAACCAUAUCAUCGAUGCGUUCAUCUCGCAAACCAAAUGCCAAAAUGCUCCGCCCGCUGCCCACGCCCCCAAGGCCAAACAGCGCGGACACAGACUCACGGAGGCGCGACCAAGGGAACUCGCACCCGCGCUUGCCGUCUGCUUCAUCCGCGCAUUCCGUCGCCGACGGCUCCUACUCUCCCCGCUUGCGCCCCCUUCCUCGUCCUGAGGGCGACCCAUCGGGCCCGAAGCCCGCGCGGAGGCCCCUUCCGACGCCUGCACUAGCGGAUACUGCGUCUUCCAGCUCAAUGGACCUGCCAAGCCGUUCAGCGUCCUUGUCCAGCAAUCGUUCUGUAUCGACAACGUCGCUGACCACGGAUUCCGCUCCGUCGUCUCGCCCGCUUACACCGUCGAACCCGGCGGAGACGCACGAUCACGCGAUAGUCGUGCCGCCGGACGACAUGGAGUGCAUGGGGAUGCGCGGGCUCCUCAGUCACGGCAUGGGUAUGUUCCGCGAUGGCGACGAGGAUGGCUACAACCAGAGACUCAUGCUGGCGGCGGCGCUCGCAAUCAGGGCGCACGACAUGGUGAAGCAGGAAGUCGCAUGGAAGGCAUUCGUGUCGAAGAAAAGCAGUACGCCGGUGUUGGUCACUAGGUCUGCCCUGGAAAUGAUAUGUCCGACUCGGGAUGGUAUUCAACUGCGGCUCACGAACUUUGACGACCCAACCCCACGCAUGUUAGGCGAGAUCCUGACGUCCGGCACUUUGGCAACGGGGUUUUUCUUUUGAUUGCCCACAUAGACACCCAUAGAUAGUUCAACCUUCGCAGCUGUAUUCCUAGAUUUUCUCUCUCUCCAAUCAGCCUUUGAUUGUAGCAUUCUCACAUUCAUUGUCAUUCACUGCCCGCUAUAACUUAUGUCGUGCAUCUCACCAGAGUCUUGUUCCUGCAUUUCUUAUACGU